Molecule: messenger RNA, 1468 nt
Organism: Punica granatum (pomegranate)
Lineage: Eukaryota; Viridiplantae; Streptophyta; Magnoliopsida; Myrtales; Lythraceae
Source: RefSeq, a predicted model, not a curated record
CGGGAAACUAAAAAUGGCGGAUACGGGAAAUGUCACAAACGAUGAUUAAAAAAAAAAAAAAAAAAAGGAAAAAAGGGAAGUAAUGAAAAUUCCCGAAGGAGAUCGUCGAGGGGUGAUCUGUGAAAGAGGAAGAGCAACAUGAACAACAAGAGAACGCUGUCCGCCGAAGACGACGACGAUGACUUCCUCUCCGAGGUAGCAGCUGCGGCAGAAGCCCAUGCCCUCUCCCACUCCAAGCGCUUCAGAACCACCUCCGCUCCGGCUGCCCCCGCCGCCUCCAAGGAAGGGAAGCCGCAGCCCCAGGAGGGAGCGUACCUCGCUGCUCUCAGAGCAGACGACGCCCUUCGUCCGUGGCAGCCACAGCAGCAGCAGUAUAGGAAUUUCAGCUCCCUCCCGAGUACGGUCAAGGUCGUAGCGGCAGACGGUAGCGAUGGUGCGUGCUUCAAGUGUGGGAAACCGGGCCACUGGGCGAGGGAUUGUGACUCUGCUGGGGCUGCAGGAGGAGGAGGCGGGGGAAUCGCUCGAUCUGAGGCGUCCGAGCCCGAGAAGGCGUGUCCCUGUGGAGUGGGCAACUGCGUUGUCCUCACGGCUAAUACCGAGAAGAACAGAGGACGAAGGUUCUAUAAGUGCCCUCUCAAAGAGGAAAAUGGGGGAUGCGGUUUCUUUCAGUGGUGUGACAGUGCUUCUGGAAUGAACAACACGACUACCGCAAGUUACAACAGCAGCUUCACUUCUUCAUAUCCGAAUCUGUCUUGUCCAUGUGGUGCUGGAUUUUGCCUGAUUUUGACAGCAAAAACCGGGAACAAUGCCGGACAGCAGUUCUAUCGUUGUCCUGCGAACCAGGAAAAUUCCUGUGGUUUCUUUAAGUGGUGCAAUGACCAGACAUCUGUAGCUGCUGCUCGUCCAUCGACUGCAAAUAAUAACAGCUAUGGCAGCAACUUCAACAACACAAACAGCAGAAGCUAUGGCACGAAUGGUGGUUCAUCCUGCUAUAAAUGUGGCAAGGAAGGGCAUUGGGCGAAGGAUUACUCUCUUUCAACUGAUGUUUCUUCUGGUCCAACUAGACCAGCAGCAAGCAAGGUCUACAGCAGCAACUUCAACAACACAAACAUCAGAAGCCAUGGCACAACUGGCGGUUCAUCCUGCUUCAAAUGUGGCAAGGAAGGACAUUGGGCGAAAGACUGCUUGGAUUCAGCUGAUGUUUCUACUGGUCCAAAUAGAAACCCGUCUUCGUCAGGAUCAUGUUAUAAGUGCGGGAACCCAGGCCACUGGGCAAGAGAUUGUCCAAUGUGAUGUUUAAGGCUUGUGUUAAGGGUAUAAUAGCAAGCACUGAAAUGAAACCGAACUUCUAGUGAAAGGACCAACGCGAUGUUUAAGGUUUAAGGCUGCUAUGUUUUUUCUUGCGUUAUUGCUGCAGACAUAUAUUCAGUAGGAUAUUAUAUACAAAGGUUCCUUUUAGUCUGUUGCU